Messenger RNA from Setaria italica (foxtail millet), 2055 nucleotides. RefSeq names its product protein WRKY1. The coding region runs from base 295 to 1371 and encodes 358 amino acids. NCBI's taxonomy places the organism in Eukaryota, Viridiplantae, Streptophyta, Magnoliopsida, Poales, Poaceae. Gene Ontology annotation, molecular function: DNA-binding transcription factor activity; sequence-specific DNA binding. Gene Ontology annotation, biological process: regulation of DNA-templated transcription. The record is from RefSeq and is a predicted model, not a curated record. The transcript has 4 exons.
AUCUGGCAAAUUCGCCCUCAUAUACCUCCGCCUUCCUCUCUCUCUUCCCCCGUGCUGCUGCUGCUCGCCUGCUCCGCCCUCUUCGAUCCCCUCCUCAUCAGGCCUGCAGCGGCCAGGGAUGGACCGCGCCGCCGGCGCCCCCACCGUCGCAUCCGACCGCCUGGUUUUGCCUUCUCCCGCGCGCAGAUGCUUCUGCCCGUGAGAGUUGCAAGUAGCUGAGGUCCAUUCGAGGUGGAAGAGGAGCUCGGAGUUCAGGAACGGAUUCGCCCCUCCGGCUGCUUCUCCAUUUCAGCCAUGGAGGAGGUGGAGGUUGCCAACAGGGCCGCGGUGGAGAGCUGCCACCGGGUGCUGUCCCUGCUCUCCCAGUCCCAGCAGCAGGACCCAGCUCUGCUCAAGAGCAUUGCUUCAGAGACGGGUGAAGCCUGCGCCAAGUUCAGGAAGGUGACCGCCCUCCUUGCCAAUGGCGGUAGCAGCGGGCAUGCUAGGGGCAGGUUCUACAGGAGAGGCAGGCCUUCCGGAUUCUUGACCCUGAAGGGCAUCUUGGGGAGCAGCAGCGAUACCCCAUCGGAGUUGAUGCCCAGCGCUGCUGCUGCUGCUCCAUCUCCGUCUACUAGUUAUGCACAAUUGCGCGCUCGGAUUGGUGGCGUGCCAGACCCACGAGGGCUGGAUUUGGCCAGCUCGAGCAGCAAGAGCGGCGCUCAUCCGUAUGGAGCUCCGAAGAUGGUCCAGCCAUUGUCGGUGCAGUUCCAGAUUGGGAACGUAGCGCAUCGGUACCCAUUCCACCAGCAGCCUUCACGGCAGAAGCUGCAGGCCGAGAUGUUCAAGAGGAGCAAUAGUGGGAUCAGCCUGAAGUUUGAUAGCCCUAGCCCCAGUGGUGGUGCUGGAACGAUGUCGUCGGCGAGAUCGUUCAUGUCAUCCUUGAGUAUGGAUGGGAGUGUUGCUAGCUUGGAUGGGAAGCGGCCGUUCCAUUUGGUUGGUGCGCCGGUGGCAAGCGACCCAGCUGAUGCGCACCGAGCACCCAAGCGACGGUGCAUGGGUCGGGGGCAGGAUGGCACAGGCAAGUGUGCCACUACUGGCAGGUGCCAUUGCUCAAAGAGGAGGAAAUUGCGAAUUAAGAGGUCGAUAAAAGUGCCAGCCAUUAGCAAUAAAAUUGCUGAUAUCCCUCCGGAUGAAUAUUCUUGGCGGAAGUAUGGGCAGAAGCCAAUCAAGGGUUCUCCUCACCCUAGGGGUUACUACAAAUGCAGUAGUGUCAGGGGCUGCCCAGCAAGGAAGCAUGUUGAGCGCUGCGUAGAUGACCCAGCGAUGCUAAUUGUGACAUAUGAAGGCGAGCACAACCAUACCCGGCUGCCCGCACAGUCUGCCCAGACCUAGAGAAUCAGUAAGACGCAGCACUCCAUACAGGAAGCGUAGGCUGUAGGCCAUGCCCUUGCUGGAUGGCCAAGCUGGUCAUGUAGAAACUCAGUCCGGAGAUCUUUGAAUGCAACAGCAACCAACAUGGAGCCAUUUGAGAAUCUGAUGAGCUGCUUGGCCCCUCCUGAGCUUCAUGCUGUUACAGAUGCUAUAGUGGGGACAUUCAAGCUGUUCACCUAUCUUGUGAGCUGUGGCACAUAUAAUUGAAAGAUGAUGCAGGAAGGAAAGGAAAAUCUGGCAUUCGAUAGUGACUGGUGAGCUUCGCGAGUAAGUUUUAAGGGGGUUGAAAGCAAAGAUUGAGGAAAAGAAGUGAGCGACUGAGCAAAAAUUGAGGAAAAAGGGUUGCAAGGAUGGAUUAGGAUGGCGGGAUUGGCUUUUAGCGUGCACAAGUUCACUUGCGAUGACUUGCCUGUGUGUGUUGCUUUUGCUUUAUCGAAAGAUCACCACCUCUUUUGUUGACAAAAAUAACAUUCCAGUAUCAAAGGUGGUCCGUACUGACUGCUGACAAGUUAGGACCAUAUGGGUUUUCCAGGUGUAAGCAUUCCAGAAUGAAAGGUGCAAGUUGUUGGUGUGAUUUGCCAUCGUGGUACUAUUGCCCUUGUGUAAAGCAUUCUAUGUCCAUGAUUUCUGCAUCGAUUUGUUCCA